Molecule: messenger RNA, 2836 nt
Organism: Sciurus carolinensis (gray squirrel)
Lineage: Eukaryota; Metazoa; Chordata; Mammalia; Rodentia; Sciuridae
Product: long-chain-fatty-acid--CoA ligase ACSBG2-like
Exons: 8
Coding region: 343-1752 (469 amino acids)
Cellular component (GO): endoplasmic reticulum; membrane
Molecular function (GO): long-chain fatty acid-CoA ligase activity
Source: RefSeq, a predicted model, not a curated record
UGCAGGGCAGGGGACCCGGCGCCCUGCGCCUGCACUCGGUGCACGUUACCCAUGUGGAUUCUGUUACGCCUAGAACGUCCUCAGGAGUUGGUCCCGCAGUCAUUCCCAUUUCACAAACCAAGAAACUGAGGCCCGGGGAGCGCAUGUGGCCUGGCCAAGGUGGCGGCCCUGGGAAGCGCAGAGCAGGAGGCAGACAUCGUAGGCUUUGGAAGGGCCUGGAGCCCGGCGCAGGCCAAGCCCAGCCUUCGGGGAGCCGCGCCUGGGCCAAGCCGACGGGUCGGCCCCCGGGAGCUGGCGGGCUCCCCAUCCUCGGCCCUUUUCCAUCCGCAGUGGCACGACUUCAUGGAACUUGGCAAUAGCAUUCCUGAUGCCCAAUUGGACCAGAUCAUCGAGACCCAGAAAGCUAAUCAGUGUGCGGUCAUCGUCUACACCUCGGGGACCUUCGGCCACCCCAAGGGCGUGAUGCUCAGUCACGACAACAUCACGUGGAUGGCUGGAGCGGUGGUGAGGGACCUGGGGCUGAUGAAGACCGAGGGGAAGCAGGAGGUGGUGGUCAGCUACCUGCCCCUCAGCCACAUUGCAGCGCAGAUGAUGGACAUGUGGGUUCCCAUAAAGAUCGGCGCUCUCAUCUACUUCGCUGAACAAGACGCUCUCAGGGGCACGUUGGUACACACUCUGAAGGAGAUAAAGCCCACCGCCUUCCUGGCGGUGCCCCGAAUUUGGGAGAAGAUGCAUGACACUAUAAAGGAGAACCUGGCCAAGUCCUCCAGCUUGAGGAAGAAGGCGUUUUUCUGGGCAAAGGAAACGGCCUUAAAGGUCAACGCGAGACGGAUGGUGGGGAAGCGCGACCUGCCCUUCGGCUACCACAUGGCCAAGGCCCUGGUGUUCGGCAGGGUCCGGAGCUCCCUGGGCCUGGACCACUGCCACGCCUUCCUCAGCGGGGCGGCGCCGCUGCCCGAGGAGACCUCGGAGUUCUUCCUGGGCGUGGACAUCCCGAUCGGGGAGAUCUACGGCAUGAGCGAGAGCUCGGGGCCGCACUCCAUCUCCAGGCAGAGCGACUACCGCAAGCGGAGCUGCGGCAGGAUCGUGAGCGGGUGCGAGAACAUGCUGGCCCAGCAGAGCAAGGACGGCACUGGGGAGGUCUGCAUGUGGGGCAGGCACGUCUUCAUGGGCUACCUGGACAGAGAGGACGAGACGCUGCAGGCCAUCGACGAGGAAGGCUGGCUGCACUCCGGGGACCUGGGCCGCAUGGACACCCAGGGUUUCCUGUAUAUCACCGGCCGCAUCAAAGAAAUCCUCGUCACUGCUGGUGGUGAAAAUGUGGCCCCGGUUCCCAUUGAGACCCUGGUGAAGGAGAAGAUCCCCAUCAUCAGCAACGCCAUGCUGGUGGGGGACAGAGCCAAGUUUCUGAGCAUACUGCUGACGCUGAAGUGCGAGACAGAUCGGAAAACUGGAGUUCCCCUGAACAAGCUGAGCCCGGAGGUCAUCGACUUCUGCCGGAGCCUGGGCAGCCAGGCUUCCACGGUGACGGACAUCCUGGGGCAGCAAGACCAGCUCGUCUAUGCGGCCAUCCAGCGAGGCAUAGAUGCUGUGAACCAGGAAGCCACCUCCGAUGCACAGCGGAUUCAGAAGUGGGCCAUCUUGGAGAAGGACUUUUCCAUCCCAGGGGGAGAGCUGGGUCCAACAACAAAAAUGAAGAGGCAGUUCAUAGCCCAGAAAUACAAAGCGCAAAUCGAGAGCUUCUACCAGUGAUGGCCCGGCUGGAGCCCUUGGCUGCCCUGGGGUGAGGGCCGGUUGCUUGGCUGGCUGGGCUGUACGCUGACCGUCCCACAGGCUCUGCUGAGUGGCAGGAGUGGGUAGAAUGGGGGCCACACCCACGAGGGGUUCCGCCUCACUCCGGCUCCCUCUGCGGCGGGAUAGCACCUGAGCCUCCUUCGCAGCUGGUCUGAGCGGACAGCCAAGCUCCGCCUUUCCGCGUCCCUCGAGGAGGAAAGGUGCGGCCCUCCCACCCAGGACUGGCAUUUUCCUGGAGCCUCCAAAUGUUUCACUGGCUUGUUUGGACGAGGUCUUCCAGAAACCUUGGUGGACAUUUCACCUGCCAGGAACCCAAAGAGCGAGCAGGGCCCCCCUCCCUCCCCCAUUUCCCAGGGCCUCCAGGACUCCACGAGUCUCCCACAGGAAUUCUGUGCAGUGCAGGCAGAGAACCUGUCUGCAGCUGUCCCAAGGACGCGUGCCCCUUAUGUGGGCCAACCGUGCUCCGCUGAUGCCCACCCAGCCCCCUGGCAGGAGUCUGUUUGGGCUGCUGUAAUAAAGUCACACAGGCCUGGGCUUCUGAGAGCAGAAACUUAUUGUCUCACAGUUCUGGAGGCUCAAAGUCAGAGACCACAGUGCCAGCGGGGUCCGUCCCAUCGGAGGGCACGAGGGACAUUGCAGACCUCGCUCCCUGGCAUGCAGACAGCCAUCUUCUCCCCCCCCCUCCUAUCUCCCUCUGUGCAUCUGUGUCCAAACCUCCCCUUUCUGAAGGUCGCCAGUCGCGCUGGGUGAGGGCCCACCCGCGGGGCCCUUCUUAACUUCUCGACCGCCCACGUCUAAGUGCGGUCACGUCUGAGGCACUGGGGGGCUGGGACUUCCACCCGCGAGCUGAUUCUCUCUCACACUGACUUGUGGGGUCUCCUGAGAGGGCCUGGGAGUUCCACACACCCACCAUCCCCGGCUUUCGCGAGAUUUCCAGUUGAGUGAGGGGCUGCUCCAAACCCGUGCUGUCCCACAUGGCAGCCCCUGGCCAGGAGUGGCUCAUCUGCACUGGGAUGUGCAAAACACAACUCCCAGGCUUGGU